This is a messenger RNA of Oncorhynchus kisutch (coho salmon), 3870 nucleotides long. RefSeq names its product CDC42 small effector protein 1-like. The transcript is spliced from 5 exons. Lineage: Eukaryota; Metazoa; Chordata; Actinopteri; Salmoniformes; Salmonidae. Gene Ontology annotation, cellular component: plasma membrane. Gene Ontology annotation, biological process: regulation of Rho protein signal transduction. The coding region runs from base 462 to 689 and encodes 75 amino acids. Gene Ontology annotation, molecular function: small GTPase binding. The record is from RefSeq and is a predicted model, not a curated record.
CUUCCAGUUGUGGCGCUAUAGUUCUGCCACCGUAAAAGCCUGAGAACGAGGAGUGUAGCCUACCGCAGAACAUAGGAGACGUUUUACUUUACCACAUCUCGACUCGUGAGCUGACCGUUUUAAAGAUCUCAUUUUCGUUUGAGGGAGAAAGCGGAUUCCACACUGAUGUUACGGCCCUUACAGUACCUGAGGCAGUGGAAAUCUGGGGAGACGAGCAUCCACAGGAUUCAGUGAGAGGGAAGAGGUGACAUUCUAAACGUUAAGAGAAAGGAAUAGAACCGGACUUGGCACUGUGCCUUGGGGGACACCCAUCUUUUUUGGGGACUGGACUGGUUGCAACGCCCUCACCAUUCCACCCUAAGCGGCGUUCUUGUUCUCCAACACGUCCUCCUCUGCCUGCAGGGCGUCCAGAGAACCAGGGCCUCCGGACCCACUCAGAGAAAAACAGCAGCACAGUAGGGAUGAGCGAGUUCUGGCACAAGAUUGGCUGCUGCGUGGUGGCCAAACCUCCACCGAGGAAGAAGCGCAGGAAAAUCGACCGCAGCAUGAUCGGCGAGCCCACAAACUUUGUCCACUUGACACACAUUGGCUCUGGGGAGAUGGCAGAGGGCCGGGCCCCGUCGGGGCCGGUCCAGGAUAAGAUGAGGUCAAAAGGACCCAGUGCCAACGGCCGCAAGAGCAUGUUAUAGCUGCUGCCUACCAAGCAUGGAGAACCAUUUCCAUCCUCCGCUAUGCGCCCCUCUCAUCCCAAAUCAAAAGCAGUCACUGCAGCGUAACCUGUUUCCAAUGGAGCACUUGGCAAACCUGAGAGCGGACCCUAACAGAGAGCAGAGAGGCUCUUCCUGACGUCUGCAGGAUCUAUUUAGCCAAACAGGACGAUGGCCUUUCUGUGGUCACCACAAGAAUCGCCCUGCUCAGAGGAGGAUAGACUGACAUGUUUUUAUGCUUUUUAAAGAAAAGUAUUUGUCUUUCUGAUGGACUUUGGACUUCCACUGUAUUUCAGCCAACAACGUUACUGUGUCUGUGCCAGCAAGUGUAUGGGAUGGAGCCGGUGAGAGUGUUUAGCUAAAUUUGUUGACUAACAUGGCUGAUUCCAUUUCAGGAAGUGAAGAUUAUGUUCUCAAGGAUCACCUGAAUGUUGCAAACCAUUGACCUACUGCCAAACAAACUAUUUUGUGUAUCUGUCUAAUGAAUGAGGAUGCACCUUUUAUUUUCCUACAGUGCAUAGUUAAAGGUGUCUUCGUGUGUGUUUAUAAGUGCAAAAUGCUAUGUGAUUUUUUUGCUGUUUAGAUACCAGUACUGAGUAGUGCUAUUUUGAUUGUACCAGUUGCCAUAGAGCUGCAUUUGGACUGCUACCCAGUUGCCAUAGAGCCCCAUUUGGACUGCUACCCAGUUGCCAUAGAGCCCCAUUUGGACUGCUACCCAGUUGCCAUAGAGCCCCAUUUGGACUGCUACCCAGUUGCCAUAGAGCCCCAUUUGGACUGCUACCCAGUUGCCAUAGAGCCCCAUUUGGACUGCUACCCAGUUGCCAUAGAACCCCAUUUGGACUGCUACCCAGUUGCCAUAGAACCCCAUUUGGACUGCUACCCAGUUGCCAUAGAACCCCAUUUGGACUGCUACCCAGUUGCCAUAGAACCCCAUUUGGACUGCUACCCAGUUGCCAUAGAACCCCAUUUGGACUGCUACCCAGUUGCCAUAGAACCCCAUUUGGACUGCUACCCAGUUGCCAUAGAACCCCAUUUGGACUGCUACCCAGUUGCCAUAGAGCCCCAUUUGGACUGCUACCCAGUUGCCAUAGAGCCCCAUUUGGACUGCUACCCAGUUGCCAUAGAGCCCCAUUUGGACUGCUACCCAGUUGCCAUAGAGCCCCAUUUGGACUGCUACCCAGUUGCCAUAGAGCCCCAUUUGGACUGCUACCCAGUUGCCAUAGAACCCCAUUUGGACUGCUACCCAGUUGCCAUAGAACCCCAUUUGGACUGCUACCCAGUUGCCAUAGAACCCCAUUUGGACUGCUACCCAGUUGCCAUAGAACCCCAUUUGGACUGCUACCCAGUUGCCAUAGAACCCCAUUUGGACUGCUACCCAGUUGCCAUAGAACCCCAUUUGGACUGCUACCCAGUUGCCAUAGAACCCCAUUUGGACUGCUACCCAGUUGCCAUAGAGCCCCAUUUGGACUGCUACCCAGUUGCCAUAGAGCCCCAUUUGGACUGCUACCCAGUUGCCAUAGAGCCCCAUUUGGACUGCUACCCAGUUGCCAUAGAGCCCCAUUUGGACUGCUGCCAAAAUAAAGGAAACCCCAACAUAGUGUCUUUAAUAGGGCACUGGGCACUACGAGCCAGAACAGCUUCAAUGCACCUUGGUAUAGAUUCUACAAGUGUCUGAAACUCUUGGAGGGAUGCGACACCAUUCUUCCACCAGAAAUUCCAUCAUUUGGUGUUUUGUUGAUGGUGGUGGGAAACGCUGUCUCAGGCUCCGUUCCAGAAUCUCCCAUAAGUGUUCAAUUGGGUUGAGAUCUGGUGACUGAGACGGCCAUGGCAUAUGGUUUACAUAGUUUUCAUACUCAUCAAACCAUUGUGACCACUCGUGCCCUGUGGAUGGGUCAUUGUCAUCCUGGAAGAGACCAUUCCCAUCAAGGUAGAUCUGUUUCACCCUACAGUAGGUAGUGGUUAGAGCGUUGGACUAAUAACCGGAAGGUUGCGAGUUCAAACCCCCGAGCUGACAAGGUACAAAUCUGUCGUUCUGCCCCUGAACAGGCAGUUAACCCACUGUUCCCAGGCCGUCAUUGAAAAUAAGAAUAUGUUCUUAACUGACUUGCCUGGUUAAAUAAAGGUUAAAAAAAAAUAUAUAAAAUAAAAAAUAAAAAGGUGAUCACUCAGAAUAGCUGUGUAUUUACUGAAGUUGACCUUGUCCUCUAUGGGGUUGAGUGGACCUAAACCAUGCCAGGAAAAUCCACCUCCACACCAUAAGAGCUGCCAAUAAGUACCCUCAUUUACUGGUGUGUCCUUUUGAGCAGUUACCUGUAGCUGGUCACUGUGAUACACAAUUUACUAGCACCUACUCUGAAAACCCCUAACUAUUAGUCAGCAGGAAGAGUCUGUUAGUAACAGGGGUUGUUGUUGUCGAAACACCCUGACCGUUACGGGGCUUUCCAGUGAUCUAUCCUGGAAUUACUCGGGAAUGCCACUCAUUAAAUCAACUUGAGCUUGUUGUAGGUGACGUGCACUCCAAGCUGGCUUGUGUCCUACAUGACAUCCACACGAUUCUGAAACCAGGUGGGAGUUUUAAAUAUCUGUUUUAAAUCAUGCAGUAGAAAUGAAAGUUUGUUUCCUGUACACAACUGUAUUUCUGACGUGCUUAGUAUACACAAUCUGUUGUGAAUAACUCGUCACUGUGUAGUUGUUUUUGCUAAGUGUGUCCAUAUGGGGGAAAACAACUCUGAAAUGGGAUGUUUUUUAAAUAUUGUAUCUUGUGUGAUUUCCUAGGCUGUUAUCCUAUAGCAGAACAUAUGGAGUAUAGAUGGUGUUGUACCUGAACAGUAUGUUGUCCCUUCACUAAUACCUUAUCUGUUUUAUACACUGGGCUUAAAGUUGACUUGAUGCUGAAGGUGGGACUUUGCAUACUGCUUGCUGGCUUUCCUGUCUUUGGUAGAGCUUGUAAUACUGAGUACAUUCUCAGCCCAACAGAAUGACUGCUGCCUUCAAGUUUCUGGGACAAUGUACAUUGGUAACGUCAGUAACUUGAGUCUGUUGGCAUUUCAGUGUCUUUCCCAUCUUUAUCAUGGUUGUUGUUAGACCAAAACUCAAGUUCAUUAGAAAUGAUUUGUGCAAUCUGUUGAUUUGUCCUGAAAUACAGUUCACAUUCUGAAUAGAA